AUGAUGAUGGUACAAUGCCAUCCAGUUGAUGGCCAUUAUGGAACAUGCAUAUAUGCCAGCUUUGGGUAUCAGGUGACCAGUUUCUUUGCUGCUUCAAGCCGGUAUGGAACACCAGAAGAACUCAAAGAAUUGGUUUAUACAGCUCACUCCAUGGGGUUAUACGUUCUUUUGGAUGUUGUGCAUUCUCAUGCAUCCAAAAAUGUCUUGGAUGGUCUUAAUGAGUUUGAUGGAACGGACUCCUGCUAUUUCCAUGGAGGGGGCAGAGGAAUACAUGAUCUUUGGGAUUCAAGAUUAUUCAACUAUUCACACUGGGAAGUGCUUCGGUUCCUUCUCUCUAACCUUCGCUGGUACCUUGAGGUAUACAAUUUUGAUGGAUUUAGGUUGAUGGUGGAUCCAGUUGUAUCCUCACUGGAAUAG
Molecule: messenger RNA, 417 nt
Organism: Penaeus monodon (black tiger shrimp)
Lineage: Eukaryota; Metazoa; Arthropoda; Malacostraca; Decapoda; Penaeidae
Product: 1,4-alpha-glucan-branching enzyme-like
Exons: 5
Coding region: 1-417 (138 amino acids)
Biological process (GO): glycogen biosynthetic process
Cellular component (GO): cytoplasm
Molecular function (GO): 1,4-alpha-glucan branching enzyme activity
Source: RefSeq, a predicted model, not a curated record